AUGCAUCUCGAAGAGCCCUUCCCAGAGCCGCCCCAGCAGGCCGAAUCCGCUUUACUCAAUCGCCGUCGCCGUCGCAAGUCGCUCCCUCUGCGCGGCCACGGCCCUAAUUCCUCGACAGAUCCAACGUCGCCCGAAGUCAUCUCGUCACUGAUCUCAUCCCUAUCCGCGAUCUCGGUACCCCUGAACUCGCAUUUCGACAACGUGCCGCGCAUCGACUCGAAAGAUUCCUCCGACCCUGGCCUGCCGGAUGUUCCGCAAACUGCACCGUGCUUCACCAUCCCCCCUUCCAAGCAGAAUGGAUUUGGAAUGAACUUUGGUUCCUACGCAACCACCGAAGAUCCCCCGCAUAGUCUCUUGCAUCCAGAUGAUGCCGCCUCGUCGCCCGUUAUUCGCAUGGCCAGAGCGCCCCCAUCUCCCAAAUCGCCAAAAUCCCCCCGCUCUCCGAGAUUCAAACCAUUCAAAGCAGCAGAUUCAAUUGUUCGGCCAGAAUCAAGAGAUUCCUACACAUCUUUAAAGGCCGCACCGGAAGAAUCCGUAUUCGGGACCAUUAGCGCAGAGCCCGCCCCUCGUCUCUCGAAGGCUCCUAGCAUUGCGUCGAACAGUUCCGCCGGACGAACGAAGAGUUUGAAAGGUCAUUUUGGCUUGUUGAAAAAGUCAUCGCGCGAGUUCAACAACGAUAAGGAAACGAAGGCUGAUCGCCUGCGUCGGACCACCAGCCAUAGCGAUAGUUUGUGGCACAACACUCCACGGAGUCGAGCCAGUUUGCGCUCCAUGUACUCCAUGGCGGAUGUCGCCGAGGAAAAUGGGCCGAGUGGACUGGCGGAGAAUGGCGUGAAAGAGGAACUAAGUGAGGGCUUAAACACCCCCGACGCGCACCAUACCCCUGGUGGUAUUGGAAGCGGUCGAAUUAUUCCCACGCGGGACUCUUCUCUGCGUCACCGACACAGCCAGUCUUCCGGCUCGAAGAAGCGGAGGUCUGCUCGUCACAGCCGAUACUCGUCAACUGCCAGCCGGGAUUCCACCCUUGCAGAGAAUGGACUGCCGGGAUCGAGCAACGACGCGGAGCAGGUGACUCGGAGGAUCCAAGAGCUGAAAGACCAGCAACAGAAGAUCAAAAGUGAGCUGGAAGUUGAUGAUAGCCCCAGCAAGUCUACAACGACCACACCUGUCAAACCGUCGAAGCCAUCACGCAGCACCAGCCAAGUGGAUCAGAGCCGCCUCUCCAAACCGCAGAACGGCUCUGUCUAUGAUCGUUCGGCCAUGAAUGAAAGUGCUCCGUCGCCAUCAGUCAUGACUGGCAAGAGCCGUGCCGGAAGGCCGGGUCAACCAUUGUCUUCCAAGCCUACCAACUUCUCUCCCCAGAUGCAAAGACAGUCGUCUGACAAACUCGAGCAUGAGAAAAACGGUUACAGACGGUCCUUGGAGCCCACCUCUCCCACCCUGUCCCAUCGCCGAACGCCAUCUGGUCCUACACUGGUCGGCCGUCACUCACUUAAUAAUGAGAGACCAUCCAGUGCAGAUUCGAUCGACCUGGCUGUGGACGAUUAUAUCUUCUCUCCGAAACUCACCCAGAAAGUACCCCACCCAACUACGGGCCGCACCAUCGCAUUUUCUGAGGUGGGCGAUCCCAAGGGUCACGUUGUUCUUUGCUGUCUCGGCAUGGGACUCACCCGGUAUCUCAUGGCAUUCUAUGAUGAGCUUGCCCGGACGCUGAACCUGCGCUUGGUAACCCUCGACCGUCCCGGGGUUGGUGAAAGUGGGCCACAUCAACUGGAUGAACCCAGCACUCCUCUCAGUUGGCCAGAUGAUGUUGCCAUUGUGUGUAACUAUCUACGGGUGACUAAAUUCUCCAUCCUGGCUCACUCGGCCGGUGCCAUCUACGCUCUGGCCACGGCCUUGCGAAUCCCUCAGCACAUCCGCGGGCGCAUCCAUCUCCUUGCUCCCUGGAUCCCUCCGUCCCAACUUUCCAGCAUCGGCUCCCAGAAAGAGCCCGUGCCCACCAAUGCCGUCCCUUACUCUCAAAGAAUCCUCCGUGCUCUUCCCACGUCUCUUCUCAAAGUGGCCAACACCAGCUUCAUGAGUGCUACUAGUGCUAGCAUCACUACUAGCCUACCCAAGUCUCCACGACGAGCGAAGAAGAAGACCACCAAAGAAGCCCCCAAGGAAGAGGCCCCUGCCCUACCAGCCGCCACUUCGAGCAUUGAGCCAAAAUCUCCCCUGCCCGUGGAACCCUCCAAACCAUCGAAUGUCACCCAUGCAGCGUACAGAAAAAGUGAUGCGACUCUCGGAUCACGUGCCAAGUCUCCAGAGGAAGAGGUGGAAAGACAGCGGGACUAUGACACCAGACUCACUCACAAGAUUUGGGCGCUGGCCACCGCCAAUGCCAACCCUGCGGUUGACCUUUUGAUAUGCUUGGAACGUCGCCAGACCAUCGGAUUCCGCUACGUGGAUAUCACACGAGCUACUGUGAUCCACCAUGGUAGCAAGGACACUCGCGUGCCGGUCGAAAAUGUCCAAUGGCUGGGCAAGACAAUGCGGCGCUGCGAGGUGCGAAUCCUCGAGGGCGAAGGCCACGGUCUUAUGGCCUCUGCGAGCGUGAUGGGCAAUGUCCUGACCGAGAUUGCCAAGGAGUGGGAAGACUGGACGACCAUCGUCCAGGGUCGUCGUCGGGCGACUGCUCAACAGGCUACACGACCGAGUCUUUCCCUCCAAGCCUGA
This is a messenger RNA of Penicillium daleae, 2718 nucleotides long. Its product is annotated as alpha/beta fold hydrolase. The coding region runs from base 1 to 2718 and encodes 905 amino acids. The record is from RefSeq and is a predicted model, not a curated record. NCBI's taxonomy places the organism in Eukaryota, Fungi, Ascomycota, Eurotiomycetes, Eurotiales, Aspergillaceae. The transcript has 3 exons.